AUGUGUUGCUGCCCUACACCGUAUGUUGCAUGCUCCCCGAAUGAGUCUGACAAAACGUGUUUGACGGGCCUUCGGCAGGAGAUCAAGAAAGCCGGCACAUUGAGCAUGGACGGCCUUCUCAAAGUUCGCAAUGAGCUGUUGAACUCUCAGCCGGCGACAUGCGGCAAGUACUUCCUCGUGACAAAGAAAGCCGAGUGUGGUAAGUGGCCGAAAGAGAUGCCGUUGCUCAUGUGCGAGAUGCUGACGUGGCAGUGGGAAGAACUAGGUGAUGGCAACAAGCCGGAGUUUGACCUGUAUGAUUGCCCGAUGGUUACCGCGAACCAGGCAAAAAACGGCGACGACCGAAAAGGUCACUCUCUCUCCUGGGACCCUCUGAAGCAG
Symbiodinium pilosum is the source of this 381-nucleotide messenger RNA. Lineage: Eukaryota; Dinophyceae; Suessiales; Symbiodiniaceae. The record is from the annotation of a GenBank genome assembly.